AUGGCGGCGGCGGCGGCGAGCGGAGCUGGCGGGGCUGCCGGGGCCGGAGCGGGGGGAGCCGGGCCGGCCGGCCGCCUGCUGCCUCCGCCCGCCCCGGGACCCCCGGCCGCCCCCGCUGCUGUCCCCCCGGCGGCUGGCCCGCCGCGUCCCCCAGCCUCGGCCUCCCGCGGGCCGGUGCCUGCCCGCAUCGGCUACUACGAGAUAGACCGCACCAUCGGCAAGGGCAACUUCGCGGUGGUCAAGCGGGCCACGCACCUCGUCACUAAGGCCAAGGUUGCUAUCAAGAUCAUUGAUAAGACCCAGCUGGACGAAGAAAACUUGAAGAAGAUUUUCCGAGAAGUUCAAAUUAUGAAGAUGCUUUGCCACCCCCACAUUAUCAGGCUUUACCAGGUCAUGGAGACAGAGCGGAUGAUUUAUCUGGUGACAGAAUAUGCUAGUGGAGGGGAAAUAUUUGACCACCUGGUGGCCCAUGGCAGGAUGGCAGAAAAGGAGGCCCGUCGCAAGUUCAAACAGAUCGUGGCAGCCGUGUAUUUUUGUCACUGUCGGAACAUUGUUCAUCGUGACUUAAAAGCUGAAAAUUUGCUCCUGGACGCCAAUCUGAAUAUCAAGAUAGCAGAUUUUGGCUUCAGUAACCUCUUCACCCCUGGGCAGCUGCUGAAGACCUGGUGUGGCAGCCCGCCCUAUGCCGCGCCUGAACUCUUCGAAGGAAAGGAGUAUGACGGACCCAAGGUGGACAUCUGGAGCCUCGGAGUCGUCCUCUAUGUGCUUGUGUGUGGGGCCCUGCCGUUUGAUGGGAGCACACUGCAGAAUCUGCGGGCCCGGGUGUUGAGUGGAAAGUUUCGCAUCCCAUUUUUUAUGUCCACAGAAUGUGAGCACCUGAUCCGCCACAUGCUGGUGUUGGACCCCAACAAGCGCCUCUCCAUGGAGCAGAUCUGCAAGCACAAGUGGAUGAAGCUAGGGGAUGCGGACCCCAACUUCGAUAGGUUAAUAGCCGAAUGCCAGCAGCUGAAGGAAGAAAGGCAGAUGGACCCUCUGAAUGAGGAUGUCCUCUUAGCCAUGGAAGACAUGGGACUGGACAAAGAGCGGACACUGCAGUCGUUAAGAUCAGAUGCCUAUGAUCACUAUAGUGCAAUCUACAGCCUGCUGUGUGACCGGCAUAAGAGACAUAAAACCCUGCGUGUUGGAGUACCUCCUGGCAUGCCCCGAACCAUGGCCUUCCAGGCGCCAGUCAACCUCCAGGCGGAGCAAGCUGGUACCGCUAUGAACAUCAGCGUCCCCCAGGUGCAGCUCAUCAACCCAGAGAAUCAAAUCGUGGAGCCGGACGGGGCGGUGAACGUGGACAGUGAUGAGGGUGAAGAGCCUUCCCCUGAAGCGCUGGUCCGCUAUCUGUCCAUGAGGAGGCACACAGUGGGCGUGGCCGACCCCCGCACGGAGGUCAUGGAAGAUCUGCAGAAGCUGCUGCCUGGCUUUCCUGGAGUCAACCCGCAGGCUCCCUUCCUGCAGGUGGCCCCGAACAUGAACUUCAUGCACAACCUGUUGCCCAUGCAAAAUCUGCAGCCAACCGGGCAGCUGGAAUACAAGGAGCAGUCCCUGUUACAGCCACCCACCCUGCAGCUGCUGAACGGAAUGGGGCCCCUUGGCCGGAGGGCAUCAGAUGGAGGUGCCAACAUCCAGCUCCAUGCCCAGCAGCUGCUGAAGCGCCCACGGGGACCCUCCCCUCUUGUCACCAUGACACCAGCAGUGCCAGCAGUCACCCCUGUGGACGAGGAGAGCUCGGAUGGGGAGCCAGAUCAGGAAGCUGUGCAGAGGUACUUGGCAAAUAGGUCCAAAAGGCAUACACUGGCCAUGACCAGCCCUACAGCUGAGAUCCCGCCGGACCUACAGCGGCAGCUAGGACAGCAGCCUUUCCGUUCCCGGGUCUGGCCCCCUCACCUGGUACCUGAUCAGCAUCGCUCCACCUACAAGGACUCCAACACCCUGCACCUCCCUACGGAGCGUUUCUCCCCUGUGCGCCGGUUCUCAGAUGGGGCUGCAAGCAUCCAGGCCUUCAAAGCUCACCUGGAAAAAAUGGGCAACAACAGCAGCAUCAAACAGUUGCAGCAGGAGUGUGAGCAGCUGCAGAAGAUGUACGGGGGGCAGAUUGAUGAAAGAACCCUGGAGAAGACCCAGCAGCAGCAUAUGCUAUACCAGCAGGAGCAGCACCACCAAAUUCUCCAGCAGCAGAUUCAAGACUCUAUCUGUCCUCCUCAACCUUCUCCACCUCUUCAGGCUGCAUGUGAAAAUCAGCCCGCCCUCCUCACCCACCAGCUCCAGAGGUUAAGGAUUCAGCCUUCCAGCCCACCUCCCAACCACCCCAACAACCAUCUCUUCAGACAGCCCAGUAACAGCCCUCCCCCCAUGAGCAGCGCCAUGAUACAGUCUCACGGUGCUACAUCUUCCUCCCAGUUUCAAGGCUUCCCCUCCCGCAGUGCCAUCUUCCAGCAGCAGCCUGAGAACUGUUCCCCUCCUCCCAACGUGGCACUGACCUGCCUGGGCAUACAGCAGCCUCCCCAGUCACAGCAGGUGACCAUCCAAGUCCAGGAGCCUGUCGACAUGCUCAGCAGCAUGCCUGGGGCCGCUGCCACCUCUGCAGGCCGGGGCAUCUCCAUCAGCCCCAGCACCAGUCAGGUUCAGAUGCAGCUCCGGACCAGCAUGAUGGCCGCCCUCAGCUAUGGGCACCGGCCCUUGUCCAAGCAGCUGAGCGCCGACAGUGCGGAGGCCCACAGCUUGAACGUGAAUCGGUUCUCCCCUGCUAACUACGACCAGGCGCAUAUACACCCCCACCUGUUUUCGGACCAGUCCCGGGGUUCCCCCAGCAGCUACAACCCUUCACCAGGAGCGGGGUUACCUCCCACCCAAGCCCUGAAAGUCCCUCCGCUUGACCAGUUCCCCACCUUCCCUCCCAGUGCGCAUCAGCAGCCACCGCACUAUACCACAUCGGCACUGCAGCAGGCCCUGCUGUCCCCCACGCCGCCAGACUACACGCGACACCAGCAGGUGCCCCACAUCCUCCAGGGACUGCUCUCCCCCCGGCACUCACUCACCGGCCACUCGGACAUGCGGCUGCCCCCGGCGGAGUUUGCACAGCUCAUCAAAAGGCAGCAGCGGCAGCGGCAGCAGCAGCAGCAGCAGGAAUACCAAGAGCUGUUCCGGCACAUGAACCAGGGGGACGCCGGGAGUCUGGCUCCCGGCCUUGGGGGACAGAGCAUGGCGGAGCGCCAGGCUUUGCCGUAUCAGAACGCUGACUCUUACCACCACCACCACCACACCAGCCCCCAGCACCUUCUGCAGAUCAGGGCGCAAGAAUGUAUCUCGCAGGUCUCCUCCCCGACCCCGACCCACGGUUACGCUCCCCAGCCGGCGCUCGUGCACUCGGAGAGCAUGGAGGAGGAGUGCUCGUGCGAGGGGGCCAAGGACGGCUUCCCGGAUAGGAAGAGCGGGAACACAUUGACCAAAGGUUGCCAUGACAGCCCCCUGCUCUUGAGUACAGGCGGCCCCGGGGACCCUGAAUCUCUCCUGGGAACCGUGAAUCACGCACAGGAGUUGGGGAUCCAUCCAUACCGACAGCCGGCUGCUGCCUUCACUAGAAAUAAGGUGUCCAGCCGAGAGUCUGUCCUGGGGAACUGCAUGGAUAGAAGUUCUCCUGGACAAGCGAUGGAGCUGCCAGAUCACAAUGGACUUGGGUACCCCGCACACCCCUCAGUCAGUGAGCACCAGAGGCCCCGCACCCUCCAGAGACAUCACACCAUCCAGAACAGCGACGAUGCUUAUGUGCAGCUGGACAACUUGCCUGGCAUGAGUCUCGUGGCAGGGAAAGCACUUAGUUCUGCCCGGAUGUCAGAUGCAGUUCUCAGUCAGUCAUCGCUCAUGGGGAGCCAGCAGUUCCAGGACAGGGAGAACGAGGAAUGCGGGGAGAGUCUUGGAGGUCAGGAGCAUCCAGACCUGACAGAUGGCAGCCAGCAUUUAAACUCCUCUUGCUACCCAUCCACGUGCAUCACAGACAUACUGCUCAGCUACAAGCACCCCGAGGUCUCCUUCAGCAUGGAACAGGCAGGCGUGUAGCGAAAGAUUGAAAGUUUAUGUACAGUGCGGGAAUGAAAAGGUUGAUUUUAAACCAACAGUAUCUAGCAGCAUUGCGCCAAAUUGCCAUUGUUUUCCCUCCACCCAGAAUGUCGGCUCCUUUCCUCCCAUUUGGUUCAUCAGUGUGCUGUUCUUUUGGGAUCUGAGGGGGUUUUGCCAUGUUCGCCUGUAUGACCAAGUCACCAAGGAAAUAAACAGGAAAUCCAUGUUCGCCA
Molecule: messenger RNA, 4334 nt
Organism: Budorcas taxicolor (takin)
Lineage: Eukaryota; Metazoa; Chordata; Mammalia; Artiodactyla; Bovidae
Gene: SIK3
Product: SIK family kinase 3
Exons: 25
Coding region: 1-4101 (1366 amino acids)
Biological process (GO): intracellular signal transduction; protein phosphorylation; microtubule cytoskeleton organization
Cellular component (GO): cytoplasm
Molecular function (GO): tau-protein kinase activity; ATP binding; protein serine/threonine kinase activity
Source: RefSeq, a predicted model, not a curated record